Molecule: messenger RNA, 2341 nt
Organism: Leucoraja erinaceus (little skate)
Lineage: Eukaryota; Metazoa; Chordata; Chondrichthyes; Rajiformes; Rajidae
Gene: cptp
Product: ceramide-1-phosphate transfer protein
Exons: 2
Coding region: 122-763 (213 amino acids)
Biological process (GO): intermembrane lipid transfer; ceramide transport
Cellular component (GO): cytosol; cytoplasm; membrane
Molecular function (GO): ceramide 1-phosphate transfer activity; ceramide 1-phosphate binding
Source: RefSeq, a predicted model, not a curated record
CAACGCCUACUUCCCCGCCCCUCUGCCGGGCUCAGCCAAUCGUGUUGCCGCUUCCAUACAGGACCCGGGCGGGAGUCUGUGGUACGCGCCGUGUGAUUGGCCGGCGGCCGCUGGCGGCAAGAUGGCGGCGGCGGAGGCCUUCAGGCUGAGCGAGGUCCUGGAAUCAUUCAAACACUGCCUGACCCAGAGCGGCGAGCUGGAGCAGCAGCACUACCUGGCUGGGUGGAAGGGUCUGGUGAAGUUCAUGAGCAGCCUGGGUACAGCCUUUUCCUUUAUUUCAAAGGAUGCUGUCACCAAAAUUCAAAUUCUGGAAAACUACCAAAGUGGCGAAAACGGCAGCGAGUAUAAAACCAUCCAGUCAAUGGUGAAGUACGAGGUCGACAACAAGCUGGUGGACAUGAAGAAGCGAGGCGAUCACUGGGACUCUGGCUGCCGUACUCUACUGAGACUCCACCGUGCCCUCAGGUGGCUGCAGCUCUUCCUGGAAAAGCUACGGGUGUCCUCCGAUGACAGCAACACCUCCGUCUUGUGCGCAGAGGCCUACAACGACUCUCUGGCAAACUAUCACCAGUGGAUAGUGCGCAAGUCUGCCGUUCUUGCAUUCCAUUUUCUGCCCGGUCGCGCAGACUUCUUUGAGGUCAUGAACAUGGGCACAACUGAAAAGGUCGUGGAGACGCUCGGAGAGGCUGUGCCACUCAUUUCAAAGGCCUACGAUAUCACGCAGGACUUGUACGCUCAACAUGGCUUACUUGACCUUCCUUGAUUCUGUGUUUUAUGUAAAGUCGUGGGAUGUUCGGUGCAAUCAUUUAUUUAAUCAGAGGGCAGUGAAUCUAUGGGAUUCAUUGCCACAGACGGCUGCAGAGGCCAAGUCAAUGGAUAUUUUAAAAUCAGAGAUUGAUAGAUUCAUGAUUAGUAAGGGUGUCAGAGGUUAUGGGGAGAAGGCAGGAGAAUGGGGUCGAGAGGGAAAGAUAGAUCAGCCAUGAUUGAAGGACCGAGUGGACUUGAUGGGUCAAAUGGCCUAAUUCUGCUCUUAGAACUUAUGAGCAGAAUUAAUGGUGGCUCCCACCAAGUGCUGUUUUGGAUAGCAAACCUAUUCUGUCAGAAUCAGUGGAUCUGAGGAUAAUUUGAAAGCUUUUUUAACUAGUAAUUGGCCUUUCUGUUGGGUGAGAGAGAGAUUCAAAUCCAGGUGAGAGUGGUAUACAGUAAACCCUUGCUGUAACGGACCUCUUUAUAAUGUAUUUCAGUUACAGCGGACCAAAUCCCUGGUAGACCGAGUUUGUUGUUUCACGGAAGGACCACUAGUUGUAUAGAGCGAAUGGGGUUUUUGAACCGUUUUAUCUUAGUUUAGUUUUAGAGACACAGCGUUGAAACACCGAGUCUGCGAGCCAACCAGCGAUCACCCGUACACUGUCUGGGAGGAAAAAUCGAACCACUGCAGUAGUUUUAUCCUACACCAUGGAUACUUCACAGUGUGUAGGAUAAAACUAAUGCCAUGGUUUUCUAAGUGUUUAAGUAGGAACUGCAGAUGCUGGAAAACCGAAGGUAGACAAAAGUGCUGGAGAAACUCAGUGGGUGCAGCAGCAUCUAUGGAGCAAAGGAAAUAGGCAACGUUUCGGGCGGCCCUGUAACCAACUCCAAUCUGACAGGUGAAGGAGAGAAAGGAUAGACAGACUUUGAAAAAUAGUUCAGAAGGGGUUGGUUUGUUUGUGAAAACACACAGUGCUGAAGCACCUUGGUAGGUCAGGCAGCCUCUAUGGAGAACAUGAGUAGGUGAUGUGUAUAGAAAGGAACUGCAGAUGCUGGCUCAUGCCGAAGAUAGACCCAAAGUUGUGUAGUGACUCAGUGGGUCAGGCAGCAUUUCUGGAGGAUAAAGGAUGGAUCACGUUUCAGGUCGGGACAUUUCUUCAGAAUAUGAAGAAGGAUCCCGACACAAAACGUCACCUAUCCAGGUUCUCCACAGAUGCUGUUUAAGAAGGAACUGCAGAUGCUGGAAAAUCGAAGGUACGCAAAAAUGCUGGAGAAACUCAGCGGGUGCAGCAGCAUCUAUGGAGCGAAGCAAAUAGGCAACGUUUCUGGCCGAAACCCUUCUUCGGACAGAACCCUCCACAUAUGCUGCCUGACUCACUGAGUAACUCCAGCACUUUGUGUUUGUAUUUUUUAAACCAGCAUUUGCAGUUCCUUGUUCUGACAUUCCAACUGGAAGCAAGAUGAGCAUUGCUAUGAUGUAGGCUGUGACCUGAUCUGUUUAUCGUGGUUCCAAAGGCAAUUUACCUCAGGACGAGGAAGAAAAAGAACUCAAUAAGAAAUAAAUUAAAUAUGAGCUAUGAUUCUUUGAAAACCA